Messenger RNA from Punica granatum (pomegranate), 1786 nucleotides. NCBI's taxonomy places the organism in Eukaryota, Viridiplantae, Streptophyta, Magnoliopsida, Myrtales, Lythraceae. The record is from RefSeq and is a predicted model, not a curated record.
UGACAGUCUGAAUCACAUGAUCAGAUCAACCUCUGUUUCACUGCUUUGCAAUUUCUUGUGCAGAGUUGGAAUCUUUUUUCAGAUUCUUUGGUGUUCUUCCCUCCACCCCGAUAUGACCUUUUUCCCUGUGAAAUUCUUGAUUGUUGUUUUACUUUGAAAGAGUCAACUACUUGAUUGGUCAAAUUCUGCCACCUUUGCUCUGUUUUCAUCGGGAUUCUGCAGAUUCGUCUGAUUCUUGGAAGCUAGUUGGGCUUUUGGUUGACUUUGUAGCAAAAUGCCAAAAUGGGUUUUAUUGCCCAGCGAGUCAUAAGGGAUUGUCACUCUAUUUUUCUGGCAAUCCUAAGCAAUCAUCUAUGUUUUUGUAAUAUGCGCGCGCGUGGAGUACACAAUUCCUUGAUAAGAACAAGACCAUUGUUGUUAUUUCAAUUUCUGCAUCUAUGAAGCUGUUCUUUCGGUCGAUGAUAUUUCGUUUCGAAUAGUAAAAGCGCUUAGCAUAUUGAAUUUGCUCAGCAAUCAUGAUGUAUUUCCGGAGGAAACAGUCUCAGAAUCAUGUAGAAGACGAUGAUUCGCACAAAGCUGAGAAGGUGAGUGAGCUCAGGGCUGCUCUUGGGUCAUUAUCAGGGCGCAGCCUAAAAUAUUGUACAGACUCGUGCCUGAGGAGAUACUUAGUAGCUCGGAACUGGAACGUCAACAAAGCGAGAAAGAUGUUGGAAGAAUCGAUUAAGUGGCGAGCAUCUUAUAAACCCGAAGAGAUCCGUUGGCCUGAGGUAGCGCAUGAAGGGGAGACCGGUAAAGUUUCGAGAGCUAACUUCUUUGACCGUUUUGGGAGGACAGUCCUUAUCAUGAGGCCAGGAAAGCAGAACACGGCAUCACCAGAAGGCAACAUCCGCCAUUUGGUCUAUAUUAUUGAAAACAGCAUCCUCAACCUUCGCGAGGGUCAGGAGCAGAUGUCGUGGCUGAUAGACUUCACAGGUUGGACAUUGAACACUAAUAUCCCUGUCAGAACUGCCCGCGAUAUCAUCAAUAUCUUACAGAGUCACUACCCGGAGAGGCUUGCGGUCGCAUUUCUCUACAACCCGCCAAGGUUCUUCGAGGCUUUCUAUAAGGCCCUCAAGUACUUCAUGGACCCGAAAACUUCUGAGAAGGUGAAGUUUGUGUACCCAAAGGACAAAGGCAGCAUCGAGCUCAUGAGGACAUUCUUCGAUGUGGAAAACCUCCCAAGUGAAUUCGGAGGCAAGGCAACCUUGAAAUACGACCAUGAGGAAUUCUCUGGUCUCAUGACCGAGGACGAUAUUAAGACUGCUGCAUUCUGGGGAACUGAUGACAAACCACAGAACGUUCUUAACGGGCAUUCGACGGUUGAGGUAGCCCCGGAGCCACUAGCCCUGGUCUCCCCGGCAAGGUAGAUCGAGCUUCAUAUGGUUGUCUUUCCGUAUUCUGGAAAUGUAAACCCGUAAGCAUCGCAGCCAAACUACUACAAUGUAUGAGGGAGUACUAUGUGUUUUACUAACGGGAAAUCACGAUAGCUGCUCGGAUGACUUCCUUGUCGGACUGACGGAUUGGUGUAUUGAUUAAUUUGUAAACCUAUAGCUACUUUAACACGUACGAGGUACUACUGCCAAUUAUCCUCAUAUAAUAGCAUUGGGAAAAGUAUAGUUUUGCCCUGUAGGUUUAGAACUUUUCUGUUUUCAUCCUUUUCUUAUUUUCUUUUCUGUUUUUGUCUUUUACCUUUCGCAAAAUUUCUAUAUGUAAUUUUCCAUUAUGUUUACUGUUAACUUGGUUGACA